Messenger RNA from Parnassius apollo (apollo), 2499 nucleotides. The record is from the annotation of a GenBank genome assembly. Lineage: Eukaryota; Metazoa; Arthropoda; Insecta; Lepidoptera; Papilionidae.
AUGGACAUCGACUUCGAAGGUUUCCGGUGGUUUCUGGACACAUUUCUCGAAGUAUCAACUCCUGAUGAACUCUCCAGACACUUGUUUCUGUCGUUCGUUCGGAGGGACAAGAGGCCGGCGCUCCGCGAAAUGGCGGCUGCCAGUUCCACUACGGCUUGUGCACCCGUUACUUCACACGGCGACCAUCAGGGAAAAUUAAGCUUGGCUUCGAAAAUCCAUGGACUGGCUGAACGAUUACAACAGCUGGGUAAAAGUUCCGGAGACUCUGGUGAUGGAAGUGAAAAAGGAUCAAGAAGCCGUACUGGGAGCGUACAUCCAAUGUUCUCAGUGACCACGCACCCUUCAUACUCAUCUCAUGAACUUUGCCUGGAUCGACGAAACGAAACCAGUCCUAGUCACAGUCAAAUGUCUAGAAACUCCAGCAGGAAGAGCAGUAAUUCGCUUCGUGUAAAUCAAUCUACUAAAAUUGAAGACUUCAAACAUUUAAUGCGCCGUCCGUCGACUUUAGAAGUACAUACCGCCAGGGUAUCUUUAAAGGAUAUAGUAUGUUAUCUGUCGUUAUUAGAAGCUGGACGGCCAGAAGAUAAAUUAGAAUUCAUGUUCCGGUUAUACGACACCGAUGGCAACGGCGUGCUGGACACCAACGAGAUGGACUGUAUUGUCAACCAAAUGAUGACGGUGGCCGAGUAUCUCGGCUGGGAGACUUCAGAGCUUAGACCGAUUCUGCAAGACAUGAUGGUGGAGAUAGAUUAUGAUGCUGAUGGAACCGUUUCUCUCGACGAAUGGAAAAGAGGAGGUAUGACGACUAUUCCAUUGCUGGUGCUAUUGGGACUUGACACAAACGUUAAAGAGGACGGAGAACACGCGUGGAGACUGAAGCAUUUCAACCGACCAGCCUACUGUAAUCUCUGCCUUAAUAUGCUUGUCGGUUUAGGAAAAAAGGGGUUGUGCUGCAUAUUCUGCAAGUUCACUGUACACGAGCGGUGCGUGCAACGAGCGCCUGCGUCCUGCAUAGCGACGUAUUCCAAACGACGAGCAUCUGCAACUCUUGCACAUCAUUGGGUUGAAGGCAACUGUCAUGGAAAAUGCGCGAGGUGUCGGAAAAAGAUCAAAGGAUAUAACGGGAUUACGGGUCUUCACUGUCGAUGGUGCCAUAUAACCCUGCAUAACCGGUGCGUGGGCAGCGCUGGAGGCGCGUGCACAUUGGGCCGCCAUGCUAAGCACAUCCUGCCGCCCACCGCUAUCCGCCCGCUUGUCCUCGACCGCCAGAGGUCACUGCCGCACCGGACGCAACAAGAUCAGCAUACUCUCCCAGUAUCAAUAUCACUGCCAAUAUCCAUUUCUGCAACAGCAGAAGAAAAAAAGGAAGAUAAGAAGGAACCAAGAGCGCCGCCCAUAUCAUUCCAAAUCACCCCACCUGAAGGCUCUUGUCCACUACUCGUGUUCAUUAAUCCAAAAUCUGGAGGUCGUCAGGGCUCUAGAGUGUUGAGGAAGCUUCAAUAUAUUCUUAAUCCAAGACAAGUGCAUGACAUCACUAAAGGUGGACCAAUGCAAGGUCUACAGAUGUUUAAAGACGUGAAAAACUAUCGAGUAAUUUGCUGUGGAGGAGAUGGCACUGUUGGCUGGGUUCUAGAAACGAUGGACAAAGUGCCCAUGGAGACGCAGCCAGCUGUUGGAGUGAUUCCGCUUGGCACUGGCAACGAUUUGGCACGGUGUUUACGAUGGGGAGGAGGCUACGAGGGAGAAUCGAUACACAAGAUCCUCGACAAAAUUGCCCGCGCAAGUACCGUAAUGAUGGACCGAUGGCAAAUCUACGUUGAAAACACCAAUGCCGAUUGUGAACAGCUUCAGAUGCCAAAUUCGGGGCCUCAUCCCACUUCCGUCCCAUACAACAUUAUCAACAAUUACUUUUCUGUAGGGGUGGAUGCGGCUAUCUGCGUGAAAUUUCACACGGAAAGAGAACGAAACCCGGACAAGUUCAGCUCGCGCAUGAAGAACAAGCUGUGGUACUUCGAGUUCGCGACUUCUGAACAGUUCGCCGCCAGCUGCAAAAACUUGCACGAACACAUUGAUCUUGUGUGUGAUGGAUUGUCUCUGGAACUAAGCAAGGGACCAGCGCUACAAGGGGUGGCACUUUUGAACAUACCGUACGCCCAUGGCGGUUCCAACCUUUGGGGCGCAAGCGGAGCACACCGUCGUGGUCGUUUCCCUAACGCUCAACAAGACAUCGGUGAUAAACUUAUAGAAGUUAUAGGUUUGGAGAAUUGCCUACAUAUGGGACAAGUACGAACAGGUCUUAGGGCAUCAGGACGUCGGCUAGCACAAUGCAGCUCUAUAACAAUAACAACGAAGAGAACUUUUCCGAUGCAAAUUGACGGCGAGCCUUGGAUGCAACCACCUUGCAAGAUAACAAUAACGCACAAAAACCAAGUUCCAAUGCUAAUGGGACCAGCACCUGAAAAGGGACGUGGAUUUUUCAAGCUCUUUGCACACUGCUAA